AUCACAAUAUAUACAGUUAUUAUGAUAAUGGUGACAGCUAUUGUUGUCCUCUUAUUCACUUUCGUGCACGGGAUUUGUGAAUUCUUCAAAAGGAAUUUCUGGAUAAAAUUUACCAUUUUAGGAGUCGGUUUCCUUGUGUUACUGAUAUUCUUAUUCGUGGAAAAAAUUCGAUCUCGACGAGUUGGUGUCUAUGUCAUGUUUUCAAUUGUGAUUGCAACGUUGUCUGUGGGUACUUUAAAUGGGUUCGAUAGUGAAGAUAUUGUGAUUAAAAUUGGUGACAGGACAGUUUUUAAAUGUGGUGUAUUAUCUAGCAAGAUUGUUUUGGAACGUCAAGGAUAUUGGGAAGGACGUAUAAUUAGAGGAAGACAUAGUAUUAUAGAUAUGCAGAAAAGAAAUAAUCAAAUUUUUAUCAAACCGCCAAAUAAUAAUACAAUUUAUCUGAAAUCUGGUAUAGUUGAAAUUGAGUGCAAAUUAAUUAAUCCAAGGACAAAAGAUAUUAUUUUGCAAUUUACAAAAAUGAUAACCAUCACAGGCUGUGAUGAAGUGUAUGGCACAGUGAAUUUAGUUGACGCAUCUGACAUUGUCAUUCCCAUUGGAUCAAAGGAUCAAUUUCAGUGUGGAUUAUUACCUGAAGUGAUUGAAUCACAAUUGAACGGUUAUUGGACUGGUCAACUCACACAAGGAAAGAAUCAUGAGCUUGUGUCUAUGAUUCACAAAAAUGGAAAGGUUUAUAUUAAGAAACCUUCAGAUGCUGAUAUAUUCGAUAUGAGUGGAAUAGUGAAGUUAAAGUGCACUUUUAAAAGACAAGGUGACAAUGUCAAACUAUACGAAUUUGAGAGAAUCAUAAAAAUCACCCGUGAGUGUAUAAAUGUUUAA
Messenger RNA from Trichobilharzia szidati, 876 nucleotides. Lineage: Eukaryota; Metazoa; Platyhelminthes; Trematoda; Strigeidida; Schistosomatidae. The record is from the annotation of a GenBank genome assembly.